Molecule: messenger RNA, 1234 nt
Organism: Linderina pennispora
Lineage: Eukaryota; Fungi; Kickxellomycota; Kickxellomycetes; Kickxellales; Kickxellaceae
Exons: 1
Coding region: 170-1234 (354 amino acids)
Source: RefSeq, a predicted model, not a curated record
CAGCUAUGUUGCUGAUCAAGCCAAGCCCACACCGGUCUCGAUCGCGUCAUUCUGCUCUGACCAGACAGCAUACACAGUUUUGUCGGUGCUCUCACUGGUUGGCAGCCUCAUUAUUCUUCUCCUGGUGCUGUACCUGCGGUAUGUUCGGGAGUGGAAGUUCACAACCUUCAUGGGCGUCAGCAUGAUGAUGGCCCUGUCUGGAGUACCGAGCGAACUGGCUUUCAUAAUCCAGGUCAACUUUUAUGACCUACCAGCAUACAUCCAGAACAGCAAGGCAUUUGCAAGACUUGUGUUCGGCUACUUCUUUUAUGGCCAGCUGUCGUUCAUGUACCUGUUCUCCACGAUCGUGUUCACUGUCGACCUCCUGUUCAGGUACAUCCUGCAUCUGAAAAAGUUCCAGUUCUCCCUAAGGUGGUCGCUGAUCGCCACAUACAUCCUGUCGCACACAUUCUCGAUCCCGCUGCUGUUCGUCGAUGUCUACGUCCAGGACUGUAUUUUAUCGCCGGCUGAGGAUUCCACCGGUGCCUGGAUCGCCGUGUCGUUCCACCUGUAUGCAAUCGUAUUCGGUGUCUGCACUAUCUUCGUCAUCAUCGCCAUCUCCUUCAGCAUCUUCAAGGCCAUGCGCAUGCUCCGCAGCGCCCGCAGGUGCCACAGCGAAGCAUGUGUCAACCAGCCGGCAUUCGUUCGCGACCUGUACUUUGGGCAGAUCACCCGGCUCAACAUGUACUACGUUGUGCUCUACCCCGGUCUGUUCAUGGUCGAGAACCUGUACAUGUCGUCGGCGCGCAUUUUCACACUGCCGGUUAUGAUGCUGAACAACACUCUUGUGCAGUAUGCAAUGUACUUGCGUGUGGUGACGGGGAUGGCUGACCUGGCCGUCGUUUUGCUGAGCCCGGUGAUUCUGCGCAACAUCCACAAGGCUAUCAAUAGGCUGCGCAGGCGCCACCAUAGCAGCCUGGAGAUGUGCGAUGAUUCGCUGCCUCCGGACACGCUGCUUGUGCACAGGUUGUCGGACUUUGUACUCAGGAUAUCGCCCCAGGCAGUCAUCCAAAGAUUCAGCUGGACCAGCAUGAGUAUGGAUAAGGAGCAGCUGCCUCAUGAAUCUCCAGGCCCCCACGGCCAGUCGCAAUUCCAGGUCAGCACCGCAACCAUGGUCGAGGACCCUAUAGCCGAGCACCAGGCCAUCGAUAUCUCGUCUGAAUCCCGGCUUGCGGUCCCCAAGCGCUGCCACUAG